Salarias fasciatus (jewelled blenny) is the source of this 4324-nucleotide messenger RNA. RefSeq names its product nephronophthisis 4 (gene nphp4). Lineage: Eukaryota; Metazoa; Chordata; Actinopteri; Blenniiformes; Blenniidae. The record is from RefSeq and is a predicted model, not a curated record. The transcript has 29 exons. Gene Ontology annotation, biological process: protein localization to ciliary transition zone; negative regulation of canonical Wnt signaling pathway. The coding region runs from base 1 to 4320 and encodes 1439 amino acids. Gene Ontology annotation, cellular component: ciliary transition zone; ciliary base; ciliary basal body.
AUGACGAAAACAGAAGACGCGGCGUCCUGCACGGCGGACGGCUGGGAAGAGGUGUUUGACAGAAACAGAGUUGUUCCUCCGCCCAGUCAGACCGUCCGUCAGGUUUUGGAAAGCCACUUCAACACUUCCCGGGGCUUCCAGUUCAGCCUUCACCGGGUCACUGCAGCCCAGCUCCCGCAGGAGAUUUCUACACAGGAGCAGAAUGGGCCCUUCCAGCUGCGAGUCACACUGUUCGACAGAAAUCACCAGUACUUCUUUGGGAAAACAUGGAAAAGCUCACCGCAGAGGAUGGAAAACAACAAGAUUUCCUUCAAUGAGGUCCUGUACUUCCACACGUCUCUGCUGUUGCCCAGCACUCUGCUGGUUAUCGAGCUGGUGUCGCUGUCGCCCAUGCCAGACGGCUCCCAUCAGGCUGUGGGGCGAGGCUUCACUGUCCUGGAGCUUUUCACCAGCAGGCCAGAGGCUCCCACUCUUGAGGGGGACAGAAGGCUGAAUCUACAUCAUGGAUCACCAAGAACCCUGCUCCACCCUCUGUUGAAGGACACCUCUGAAUAUGGGAGAUUCUUGCAGAUUAUCGAUGGAGCAAACUUGAGCUGUGCAGUGAAAAACCAUCCUGCACUGCUUCCUGUGAUGAACCUGCUUCCAGAGAAUGUCCUUGUUUCAGGAUGUGAAGACAUCCCAGGCCUGGCUGCUUCUCCAACAGGAGACGCUCUGCUGAGACCUCAGCUGCUCAAGAUGCUGCCCUUCACCCUGAACAGACUGACCAUCUCCCUCCAGCCGUCCCUGGAGAAGUUCGAGAGCCAGCUGCUGCAGCUGAUCAACGCUGACUGCCAGAACACGAAACAAGCAGGACCAGAAGGGACGCACAAGGCCGUGAUCAUCCAGGAACGGAGGCUUCAUGUUGGUGUACACAACGGCUGGUGCUUUCUCGACAAACCUCAAGUGGUGGUGCUGGAGCCCCUGGCCUCAGGGCUCAGAGGACGAGCAGACGGCACCUCCAAGCGAGGCACCCGCCCAAACAGCUCUGCAGCAUCGCCGCUCCCUCAGAUGCUGGGCCUUCGAAGCAGCCUGGAGCUCAAGCUGGCCGAGCACAAAGACUUAGCCAUCAUCUUUCAGCUGGAGUAUGUCUUCUCCGCUCCGAUCGGCCGGGAGACCAUGCUGUCUGCUACCUCUACGUCGCGGGCCGCCUUCCUGCAGAGCCUCCGCUGGGGGAGUUGGUGCCCCUUCCAGGAGCCGGCUGACUGGAGGCAGAGCGAGCUGCAGCUCGUUCUGCGAGGAGGUGCACGGCCAAACCCUCAUGCAGUCAUGGUCUACAGCACCGAGGCGUCUGCCAAGUCUCCCAGCCCCGCGUCGGCCCCGGCUCCGGGUUCUGCCCAGGAGCUCUCGGGAGAGGAGGAUGUGAUAUCCUUUUGGCUGACAUCCAGCGUAGAGGUGAAGGCAUCCAGCCCGAAGCCAUCUCUGAGGACAAAGCAGGAAGAAGCACCGCAUCAGAGAAGAUCCCCUGCGACACCUUCACGGGGUUCAAGCCGCGCUCUGCCUUCUUCUCCUCCAGAGUCUCCUCAAGGCCCCGGGCUCUCGCUGUCUCAGCUGGCAGCUACUUCACGCUACCCGACCAUCAGCCACUCCAGCUCGGCGUUGCCGUGGCAACAGUCAUUUCCUUCUCUGCUCCAUCCUUCCCCGUUGGCAUCGGCCCACCAGCUGUCACAUGUCGCCGUUAGCAGCAUUGCCCACCUGGAGAUGGACCUCAGUCGGGAAGACGAGUCACGUCUGAUUCAGGAUGAAGGAGAACAACUCCAGGAGCUGCCGUUUACCCCGGUCCAUGCCCCGGUCAUUACUCCGGGGACCAAUGUGCCAUGUUCCGGCUCAGUCAGCUCCAGGAGCUCGCUGGCUCACCUCUUCUCCGCCGGCUUCCCUGACAUCGUGGACAGCAGCGGGCAGGCGGCAGAAGUGCUGGACCCCGCACAACAUCUGCUCUUCGACCCCAAGCGAGAGGAGGCCGACCCUCACCGGGGAAACUUGCUGGUGUUCCAGUUCCUGGCAUUUACCAGAAUACCAGCACCGGGCGCGGGUCCCGACUGGCCUGACAACAUCUACCUCACGUUCCAGUUCUAUCGAUUCCCGCCGGUCACGUCGCAGCAGCUCAAGCUGCUGAAGAGUGAAAAGGUCCAACACAAGGCCGGCGAGCCGCUUCCCUGCGUCCUAGCCUCGCACAACAAAGAUGGCACCAUUAACUCAGGCUCUCCGGGUCUGCAGGUUCAGUUCAGAGUGGAUGACAGUUUCCUGAAGCCGGGAGAGAAGCGCUUUUUUCUUCGCUACCUGGCCCGCCACACCAUGCACAUCGACAUCUGGGACAGCGACUCGUUGCUCCUCAUCGGUUCUACUGCCAUUCAGCUCGAGCACAUGUUGCGUCAGGGUAAAUCGGCCGUGCAGGCCCUUCACGAGGUGGACGUACUGACCACUGAUUACGUGGGAGCGGACACUUUACUGACGGGCGUAGAUGUGGAUCGGCGCUCGGCCGGCUCCCCCAUGACGGUCCACACCAUCGUCAGAGGCCGGCUCCACGUUCGCACGGGCAACGUAGGGUGCCCAGUAGACCCUGGCAGGCGGGGGAGGCCAGCAGACGUGCUCCCAUCUCAUUCCCACAUCAUCACACCUAGCGAAAUCAACAGUGGCUUCAGAGGAGGAAACCUCUUUUCCAGGAACAUCCUCCAUCCCUACGCGAGGAACAAUGCGCCACCAGACAGACUGGCGAGGGACGACACCGUCGUGCCUGAAGAGUGCAACCAAAUCGGGGACGAGGAGGUUCGCCGGAAGCUCAGCCGCUUGGCCCUCGUGCAAGAGCGGGAGGGCGGAGAAGCAACAAAGAGUGUGAUCAAAGACGCACUCCAGGCGCAUGAACUCCAUCAAUUCAAAGCCUGUGAUGAGCGCAGCAAGGCGGAGGCCAUCGGCAACAUGCUGAUCCAGGCCAUGACCACCCAUCACCUGCUCUACGCCAGCCUGGGCUGCGCUCAGUACUUGGAGUUUGUCCUCAGAAAUCCCCUCAACGUACCUCAGACUGUCACCAUCCACAGCGACAACCCCGAGCUCAGUGUGAUCACUACCACUGAGGAGUGGCGUUACUUCAAAGCACUCGCCAAAACUCCCACCCCGCUGGAGGAGAACUUGUUCUACUCAGAAGACGGCGCUCCGGGUCCCAAAGUUUACCUGCGGCCCAACGAGAGGGUCCACAUUCCCCUGAAGUACCAGAGCUUCGUCUGUGACCACGCCAUGUCACUGCAGGGGCCGAGCUUCCUACCUACAGGCAGAGGUUCUCAGGUGGCCAAGAAGAAUCUGUCCAAUACUAUUGCUGCCAAAUCUAUCAAGGUGACUUUCACAGGGGAAAAUGGCAAACCGAUGGCCAUCUGCCAAGUGAACGUGGAGCCAACACCCCACGUCGUUGACCAGACCUUCCGACUUUACCACCCCGAGCUGUGUUUCCUUAAAAAAGCCAUACGUCUGCCACCAUGGCACAACCCCGCAGAGGAAACCAGAAAUGCCAGGACUUCCCUCUCCGUGCGCUGCAGUGACCCGAACGUCAUCUGCCAGACGAGAAUGCUGGUGCCAGGAGAGCCUCAAGAUGUGUACCUGAAAGUGCCGGGGAGUCCCAGUCCACACAUAAAAAUGUUCUUUGUGAUGGUUUUCACUGAUGAGUGGAUGGCGGCGCCCUCCCAGAUCUGGCAGAUUUACGUGCACUUCCUGGAGCGGGUGGACGUCAGCUGCGUGACCGGCCAGCGGAGCCGUCAAUCAGUGAUCCUGAGAGGGAGGCAGGCGGUUCGCAAGGUCAAAUGUUUCUCCUCACACCCAGAGGAAAUCGAGGUGGACCCGGCGGGUGUGUUCGUGUUGCCUCCUGCAGCCGUGCAGGAGCUGCAGCUGAGGGUGCAGCCGUGGCAGGCCGGCAGCCGCUUCCUGUACGUGAACGCGGUGGACGUGGAGCAGCGCCGUCUGGUCACCGCCUGGCUGCUCUGCCUGAACGUUCACCGACCCGUCCUGUCCAAGGCAUUUGAGGUGUGCGUCCCAGUCGGCCGUGGACGUGGCAGCUCUCGGAAAAUCACCUACACCAAUCCUUACACCAGCGGACGCACCUUCCUGCUCCGGUCGGACCAUCCAGACCUGCUGCAGUUCAGAGAGGAUAAAUUCCAGAUUGGCGGGGGAGAGACUUACACUAUCGGACUGAGAUUCGCCCCCAGCCAGAGUCCUGGCUCUGCGGAGAUCCUGGUCUACGUCAACAACACGGAGGAGAAGACGGAGGAGACGUUCUGUGUCAAAGUCAGCUACGUGUGAGCCA